Molecule: messenger RNA, 2131 nt
Organism: Paramecium sonneborni
Lineage: Eukaryota; Ciliophora; Oligohymenophorea; Peniculida; Parameciidae
Source: the annotation of a GenBank genome assembly
AUGAAUUUCAAUAAUUUUCAAACUGAAAGAAUAUUCACUUGUAGAGGUGAACUCACAAAACCAGACACUCAUAAUUUCGCUGAGAAUGACUCCCCAGAAAAUUCUUUAGUAGAAGGCUUCGACUAUAUUUGGAGGAAACAUUCUCUUAAAAUUUUUUGUGCUGCAACAAAGUUUAUAGUGAAGUUGAGAAAAGCUGUUGAUUAAUAUCAUCUUCGAUAAAUUACUCAUAGAAUAUAUCAAAUAAUAGGAGACAAUGCAUCUGAUUAUUUAUUUUACUAAUCAAAAGGGCAGGUAAAUUAAAAAUGGACUUUCAACUAAUACAUAAAAAGUCUAUUAAUUUACAAUUUUUUAGUUGAUAUGAACAUCAGAGUGAUAAAACCAGAUAGUAAAGUAAAACUUUUGGUUGAUUGUACAAUACUAAUUUUAAUUGUCAUGAAUAUUUUUUAUAUUCCAAUGCAAUUAUCAUUUUCAUUACAGGAAAAUGCAUAAACUGUUGAUUUUUUAUUUAGUACAAUUCCAAGUUGGGUAUUCUUGAUGGAAAUAGUUGUGAAUUUUAAUACAGCAUAUUAUUACAAAGGAAUGAUUCAUGAAGAUCGUUCUAAAAUAUUCUAGCAUUAUAUAAAAGGUGAUUUUUUCAAAGAUGUAUUGGUAGUGAUACCUUUUUUGAUAUCUCAAUAUAACAUUCCUUAUUUAAAUUUUGUAUUGUUGUUGAGGAUGACAAGAGUGAAUAAAAUAUUUGAAUAAAUAGAAGAAAUUACAUUAAUAAGAGAGAAAUUUGCAGCUCCAAUAGAUGUGAUGAAAUUAAUGCUUUUCUUAAUUUUUGUAGCUCAUAUGAGUGGUUGUGCUUGGCAUUAUAUAGGGAUUCAAGAAUUGUUUUACAAUAAUACUGGAUGGUUAAUAAAAUAUGGUUACGGAGAGAAGGAUUGGAUUACAAGAUAUGUUGCUUCCUUAUACUUUGGAACGAUUACAUCCUUCACUGUUGGUUUUGGAGAUAUCGUACCAUAAACAUUAAUUGAAUAGAUUUAUUUAAUUGUUAUGGUUUUAAUUACAUCAUUGGUAUUUGGUUACACAAUUUCAUCAAUUUAAAAUAUUUUUGGAUAGUUGAGAGAGAAGACUGAUUAGCACAGAAAUAAGAUGGCUAAAAUCAAUUCUUAUAUGAAAAAGAAUAAGAUAAGUCCAAUGCUUUAAAUGAAGAUUAGGAAAUAUUUUGAAUAUUUCUUUACUUUAGAUGAGAGUCCGGAAUUAUUAAUGGAUAAUCUAAAUGAUGAUUUGAAAUUAGAACUAAGAACAAGCAUAUUUAUGCCUUUAAUGAUAAAGUGCAAAUUAUUUUAAAAGUUUGAUGAAAGUCUUUUAAAUUAGAUUUGUAGUGUUGUAUAAACAUAGAAAUUUAUACCUGGAUAAAUAAUUUUUUAGGAAAAUGAUUAAAUGAAUAAAGCAUUCUUCAUUAUUUAGGGAGAAGUAGAUAUAUAAAUUAAUAAAGUCUCAAUUCAAUUAAAAUCAGAAGGAUCUUUGGGAGUUCGAGAGUUUUUUCUUUAAAAAAGAAUUCAUUAUGCGAGUAGAGCAACUUAAUUUACAGAAAUAGCUUAUAUUCGAUAUGAUGUAUUAAUUUUUUUAUUACUUUUUAGGAUUUUUAUCAUAUAAUACGAGAAAAAUAAUCUAAUUAAGAACAAUUUUGUUAAAUGAAAGAUGACUUACUCUAUUCUUCAGUCUAAACAUCAUGUGAAAUUUGUUCUCAUUUUCAUAAUUUUAAUAGAUGUCCAAUAGUAUUUUAUAGUCCAUCAAUAUCAAAAAUAGCAUGUGAUUAUAGCGAUUCUAUAUUUUAACCUCGAUAUAAAAAUAAAAGAAAAUUUGAGAAGAAAAAAAGAAGAACUUUUUAAAACUUUUAGAACAAAAUUACUUCUGCAAUAGAUUUUAUGUGUGAUAAUGAAACUUUAAGUGAAGGAAUGAAUGAAUCUAUUAUAAGAAGAUAUGGAUAUAUUGAUUUAUAAACUAAAUAGCAAACCUUAGAGGAUGACAAAUUGAAAUCACUUAAAGUUAUCUAAAAAUUAUAAUUAAAUAGUUUGAAUAAUAAUAAUGGAGAAACUCCAAGAAUGAAAAGAUUUGUUUAUAAGAGUUUAUUUAAAAAAGAUGA